Glycine soja is the source of this 1302-nucleotide messenger RNA. Its product is annotated as probable strigolactone esterase DAD2. The transcript has 2 exons. The coding region runs from base 68 to 883 and encodes 271 amino acids. Lineage: Eukaryota; Viridiplantae; Streptophyta; Magnoliopsida; Fabales; Fabaceae. The record is from RefSeq and is a predicted model, not a curated record.
AAGAGAUCUUGAAAGCUAUCUGUAGUCUCUCAAGUCCCAACCUGCUUCUUAUUGAAGUACCCAAAGCAUGUCUACAACCGAAAAGGGGCUUUCAAGUGCUUUGAAUGCCAGAAUCGAAGGGUGCGGCACUGAAACUAUAGUGUUUGCUCAUGGCUAUGGAACGGACCAGUCGAUAUGGGACAAAAUACAUCCUUUGGUUCUUGCUUUAAAUUACCGUCUUGUUACGUUUGAUUGGGCUUUUGCUGGAACUGUGAAGGAUCAGAGCCUCUAUGACCCUCACAAGUAUUCCUCUGUGGAAGCUUUUGCUGAUGACUUGAUCACUCUGCUGAAUGAGAUGGACCUCAAAGCUGUCACUUUUGUUGGCCACUCCAUGUCGGGCAUCAUUGGUUGCAUUGCCUCUGUCAAAAGACCUCAACUCUUCAAGACCCUUAUUCUCGUUGGUGCUUCCCCAAGGUUUCUAAAUUCAGAUGAUUAUGAGGGAGGCUUUAACAGCUCAGAUAUUGAGCAAUUGCUCUCAAACAUAGGAACCAACUAUGAAAACUUUGCUUCUGGCUUCGCCUCAUUAAUAGCGGAUCCAACUAAUGAAGACACUGUGGACAAAUAUGAGAAGUGCUUGAAGAGAAUGCAAGGUGAAGUUGCUCUGUCCUUGGCCAAGACCAUAUUCUAUUCUGAUUGGAGAGAGAUACUUGACAAGGUGGAGACUCCAUGCACUAUCAUUCAGACCAAAAAGGAUGCAGCUGUGCCACACAACGUAGCGCUCUACAUGAAGAACAAAAUUAAAGGGAAAGUUACUUUAGAGAUCAUAGAUACACUUGGCCAUUUCCCCCAGUUAACUGCACACCUUAAGUUCGUUCAAGUGCUCAAGGCUGCUCUAGCUUCAUAAAACGAGGAAUAAAUAUAUAAAACAUGUUAUUUUAAUAUUUUCUUAACGCAUACUUUAUGGUUGAAUUUCGUCUCAUAGUACUUGUUUUACAAUUGAGCAAGUAUAGACGUAGUCCAAUAAUAAAAGUAUGUUAAAGAAAAUAUUCAAAAAAGAUAUUAUCUAGUUUACUACUAGUCUUCCAAAAAGAAAUAAACAUUUAUAUGCUACUCUUUGUGGCACUUAAUCUCUCUACUUUUAUUCUCAUAACGAAAAAAAAUAUGUAUGAAUUAAGAUAUGCUAUAUAUGCAAUCAGCGUCUGUGAUUUAGAUUUCCUAUUAGGAGAAACAAUGUGUUUGUGUCGAAAUAAUGUGUGAUAUUUGUAUUUGUUAACUGAUUAGUGUGCAGACUGGAAAGAUGCAUGGGAUAUUAAUGUUUGAUUA